UCGAAAUGCGUGGGCGGCCGCUCCUCUUGUUACUGCUCCUAUCUGGACUUGUACUGGUGGCCGGCAUGGCAGACGUUUGGGUGGAUUUACAUUCGCCCAGGUUCGUGGUACACCAUCACAGUGCCACUUUGCGCUGCGACCACAACAUCGACCCACAGGCACUUUAUAAGGUGGUGUUUUUCAAGAACGCUCAGCGCAUUAUGAAGUACGUGCGCGAACGGGAUCCGCCUUUCGAAUUAUACAAUAUCACUGGAGCCGAAAUCAAUCUAAUGAAACUGACGCCAACAUCGAUAACUUUGGACAAGAUGGAUUUCACCGCAUCGGGGUCGUACGCGUGUGAAGUUGCCAUCGAGACUCCGCUCUUCUACUCCAAAGUGUCCAGGAUACAUGAACUUACAGUAAUUGUUCGCCAAAAAUUUCGUCCAAAGAUAAAAAUAAAACACAAAAAGCUGACAUCGACCGAAUAUUUGGACGCAACGUGUCAGAGCACCCCUGCGCACCCCCCACCGCACCUCACCUGGUUCAUAAAUAACGAGAAGGUCGACGAGAGGCUUACCAUCCCGCACGGAACAACAACAGCUCACCGCGCCCAUCACGGUAUGCAGCUUUCCGUGACCAGCUCAUCGCUACAUUUCCCCCUGUCAUCAUUAACGCUCUUCCCGAACCAGACUGUGGAUAUCACCUGCCUAAGCACUAUACCAAGCUAUCCCAGCAACGGAGAGGGAUUUGCUGAUGUACAGAACCAUACAAUUUCUGUGAACGUGGUCCGCAUCGAGCCCGCACCUACCCAGCUGCCUGUCAAAAUCAUUAGCUCGGACCCCAAUUUAUCGGCUCAACGCAAAAUAGACCGUAUGCUAAUCGCUCUGUUGUUGUUUGCAUGUCAUUUUAUUUCUGAAAGUAUUAAUUCCGUUUAAAGAUAGAUAAAAAUCACACUCUGCAAAUGUAAGGUGCAUUAUUUACCAAGUCUACGCAGCUCUUCUCCUGUAAACAACUUUUAACCUCUUAAU
Molecule: messenger RNA, 1007 nt
Organism: Hyposmocoma kahamanoa
Lineage: Eukaryota; Metazoa; Arthropoda; Insecta; Lepidoptera; Cosmopterigidae
Exons: 7
Coding region: 6-914 (302 amino acids)
Source: RefSeq, a predicted model, not a curated record